AUGCCUGAGGACUGUGUACAAAGGAUCAUCAAGGUAGGAAAGAAAAGUCUACCAUCCGUUCUAACCAAAGGAAUGGAGAUAGAUGUCAAUUAUGCCAUAAUCACUGAAGAUGAUUGGAGAAGUCCCAUCAUAAAUUACUUGCAGUAUCCAACCUUACCUUCUAAGAAGAGAGUCAGAAUCAUGGCUUUGAACUACCUUAUGUGGAAUGGAGAUUUGGUCCGAAAAAGCAAAGAUGAGGUACUUCUAAGGUGCUUGGGGAAGAAAGAAUGGAUGAAGGUCAUGGGAGAAACCCAUGAAGGAAUCUAUGGAGCUCAUCAAGGAGGAAAAAAAAUGUGA
Prunus armeniaca (apricot) is the source of this 336-nucleotide messenger RNA. NCBI's taxonomy places the organism in Eukaryota, Viridiplantae, Streptophyta, Magnoliopsida, Rosales, Rosaceae. The record is from the annotation of a GenBank genome assembly.